GAAACUGCUCCAUUCCUUUCUCCACAUUGUGCUCAAGUUCCGCACCGCCUUCGUUGCGCCCAAUAUGCGCAUUUUCGACCGCAGCGAGCUUGUCAUGGAUUCCAAUGCGAUUGCUCAUCGCUAUCUCAGGUCCGAUUUUGUUAUCGACGUCGCCGCUGCGCUUCCCCUGCCUCAGCUAUAAAAUCAAGUACCAGGCAACGACUUUCAUUUCCUGUCUUCCCGCCGACAAAUUCCGUCAUCGCCUGCUACUUCUCUCUUAAUUUCAACUAGGUUGGAUUGAUGGUUUUAGAAAUGUUCUACAUUCGAGUUCCUUUCUUCUGUAUUUUUUUCUCUUGGUCCUCUCUAACGUCCCUAAUAUGGGCAUGAAUGAAUAUAACCAGUGACGGUUUGUUUGAUGAUAUGAUCAUAUUUUCAUUCACAAGAUCGUGGUAGUUUUUGUUGCUCCACUUGAUAUACCAUCCGUCUAAAAUUUUACAGGUCAGAGACUCUUGAAAUCGGUUUCCAAGGCAGUUGGAAGUAUGAAUGGAAGGUCAUUAAUGCAUCGUUAGACGUCCAAGGGUUUUCCGGCGAAUUGGUUUCUCCGACAAGUCCUGUAGAUACGUCUCCUUCGUGUGGAAGUAAAAAUGUAAUUAUUUCCCUUUCAUGUCCGUUUUGGACCGGAGCGUAACAGACAAAGACAUGGUUAAGGCACUCAUUAUUUGAUGCAUAUGAGUCCUUAACUACCCUAAUUAUUAUGAGCAAUUCAAGAAAAAGUCCAUAUUUAAUAAGUUUCUUAAUGCAGUUAUUUUGGUUUGCGUUUAUGUUUUAGUAGUAAAUGUCAUCUUUAAUGUGAUUAUUUUUUUUCUAACAUAUAUUUUAGUUCUAAGUGGGCGGAAGCUAGCAAGCUAACGGUGGCUCUUAACCACCAUGGAACGGCUUGGAUUUGGCUGAAAACGACACUAUUACCGGAAACCUCCCGCGGAUGGGAGAGUAAGACUCGUUUAAUUCUAUGGAUUAACAUAAGCGACCCUCCUCUGGAAUCCAACCAUGGCCGAAAACAGUCUACGGUGUGGUACCACAAACGGCGAACUCGCCGAAAAACCUUCACCGUCAGAGAGUAUUGGCAAUUAAUUGCCAGAACAGUUACAAGUCGUUGGCGAGUAAUUGCGAAUUUUCAUUUCUAAAUUUAUUUUUCCUUAAAUGUUUUUUUUAUGUGUAGGUAACGAUUAAUUGGCCUAUUUAUUGUUUAGUUCCUUUUUUAUUGCCAAGAAUUCAUGUCAUUAAUCACAUGUUCUACGAUUUCAAACGAUGAAUUCUUCCUUAGUGCAUCAACUAUGGUUUCUUAUUUCUUUAGAAAUAGUCAAAUAGGGCUAUCAUCUGGCUCAUGGAUCAGUUUGGCCUCAAAUCGAAAACAGAUAGUCGAGAAAGCAUUAAACAUUUAUUCUUCAGAUGCCCCCUAGCCACCAAAUUGUGGACUUUAGUGGGAUUGAGCAACUUUAUUGAGACCGCCCCGACUGUUAACAGUCUAUGGUGGCAACAUGUCAUGGUCUCUAACACCUCCCCAUUCCACAUUCUCCAAUGCGACUGCUUACUUUGGAGAUUCUAGAAGUCUAGAAAUAAAGUGAUUUUUGAACUCUACCAACCUCAUGUCCGUUCCUUAGCAAGACAUUUCUACAACCAGGUCCUUGAUAUCUCAAACACUCUCCUCCCUCCCCAACCCCACAACUCUCUUCCCAAACCAUCCAAGCACCUCAUGGGUCCCGCCGCCAGACGAUUACUUGAAGAUCAAUUUCGACGCUGUUGUUUGUGCCACCGAGUGUUCGUCUGGGCUUGUUGUCCUUGGGUCAGACGGACAUGUGGUGUUGGCAUUCGGGUUACAACAUCAAGGAAUAGUCAACCCUUCCCUGGCAGAGCUCCUAGCCAUUAGAGACACUAUUUCCAUCAUCACCUGAAGAUCUUUGACUCACGUGAUAGUCGAAGGUGAUUCCGAGGUGGUCGUCAAGCAGAUCCGGCAAGGCUUCCUAGAAGACUCGAUUGGUGGUCUGGUGCUACGAGAGUGUCGUCAGAUCCUUAGCUCUUUGUCCGUUUGUAUAGAGUUUAGGGCGGUACCUAGAACUGCCAACAGUGCUGCCCAUAGAGUGGCGCGUAAAACACUGCUUUUGUCUCGUCUAGAGCUAGAAUUUUUCGAUUUUUUUAGGUGACUUUAUUAGAAUAUAUUGCAAGGAAUCCUGGGUAGAUUUGUAUGAAUAACUCUUGUCAUCUAUUGAUAUCACUCCGAAAUAAAAUAAAAUAAAAAACUGCUCCCUUCCCUAUGUAAUUGUUUUCCCGUAUAUCUAAAACAUUUUUUUGCCUACUACCAAGGUUGUCAAACCGGUUUAAGUCAUUGAGCCGGUCAAGCAAGGGGUUUGAGGUUUAAUGGUCUGAUCGGGGUCCGGCCGGUUUGAGCCGUUUUAGACGUUUUCUAAAUAUAUAUACAAAUAAAGUAGUAAUUAAAAAUUUAAUGAGUGAAUAAAAUUUAUCUUACAUAUAUCUAUUAAAAACUUAUUUUCAACAAAAUAAAUCUACCUAACCUCCAUGAUCCACCUACCAUUUCCCUUCCUUCGUUCCUUUUCCUCUCUUCUGCCUCUCUUCUUCUCCCUGUUUAGGGGUCAGACCGGGGGGUUUUCUGGAGGCCGUUUUGAAGCCCGAUUCGAGUUGAACCGGGUCCAACCGGGGGGUUCGAUAGGGGUUUAACAACCUUGCCUACUACACUUACUCGACCCACCAACAGGAACAGAGCUCUCUAUUUAACGCUCGCAUUUCGUUUUCUAUCUUCUGUUCUUUAGCACCUCCCCUUCCUUUCCACAGCUCCUCGGCUUCGUACCUACGCUCUCUCGGGAUCUGAUCUCCAAAUCUAUUUCUCUUUCUCACUCGCUCUGCUCCAAGGUAUAGCCUUCGAAACUCCUUCAUUCUCAUAGUAGCCAGUAGCCACGCUUGGUCUCUCUCGCUGAUGUUCAUUGGAUGGCGACAAUUGUGUGUUUUUCGAGCUUGUCGGUGGUUUAAUUAUGGAAUUGCUGAUCCGGGUUCUGUUUCGUACUGUAUUAACUGAUAUGGGUUUAGAUCUGUGUUGUCUGAUGCUUUGAAAUGUGGAUUCUGGAGUGAUGGCCAAGUGAUUUCUUUCAGAUGGGAAUUGAAAACACAAAGAAGGCGGGAUCUUUGUGGGGUUCUUUCUGUUUGCAUUUCCUGGGCUGUUUGAGUUAUGAUUCUAAUUAAUCAGUUGGCUUCUUUUACAAAGUUUUGCCUUAAAUACUGUACUAUGAUUUUUGCUAGUUAUCUGCUGAUGAGUGUUGUAGUUUCACCACCCUUUGUGAAUUUGUGUUCCCAAGUGCUAUUAGUGAAAAAUUAAUGAGUUGGAUCUGCCAAUUAUGGUACUUCUGAUCUAUUAAUUGGUGGGUAGAUGUGUAUUUUCUGUUUUCUCAAAGUUUUCUCUCCAAUUUUCAGUUUUGUGGUACUUCUUAUAGGCAUAGCUUCAAUCCAAUCUACUGGGAACGGCAGCCUCAGAUUUUUAGUACUUAAGUUGUUGGUAAUAUGUUUGUAUAUUAUUCCUCCUCCUGGCAAUUGAUGAUAGCUUUUCGUUUAUUCUUCUCAGAAAUGGGUCGUGGUGUGAGCAGUGGUGGAGGGCAGAGCUCAUUGGGAUAUCUGUUUGGGAGUGGUGAGUCUCCCAAACCUGCCAAAGCCAGCAGCCCCCCAACCGCAGCCCCUGUUGAGACGGAGACUGUAAACGUUAGGCCAGCUGCUGCCAAGCCUGCUCCCCAGCUGGCAGAUAUCACCAAGCAAAUUCCUGCUGGCAUCAACAGCACUUCCUCAAAUAACUACAUGCGUGCUGAUGGCCAGAACACUGGCAACUUCCUCACGGAUCGACCGUCAACCAAGGUUCAUGCUGCACCGGGCGGCGGGUCUUCUCUGGGUUACCUCUUUGGUAAUGGUGGCGGUGGUAACUGAUAUUUUGUGUUAUCAUCAAUCGAUCGUAAUACAACUAGCGUUUGUUGGUUUGAAUUGGUGAUUGGAGGAAUAUUUGAUGUGUAAGCUUCCAAUGAAGCAAUGUGUUUCAUCUUUUCCAUUAUAUUAUAUAUAUAUAUAACUAAUAGACCAUGGAUUGUGUCCUGUAAUGUAUAUUCAAAGUCAAAUACUGUUUCGGAAAUGUCCAAUCAAGAAGGCAAGAACGGAUCAUCCCUUUUAGUCACAAUAUGAAUCCUCAUCAUCUACUGUGGAUGGCUGUUGCUUCCCUCUACUGUUCUCUCACGAUUAUUGUUCCUUGAAUUGCUGCAAUUCAUAAGCAGCACUGCAGCAGUGUGUUGAUGACUUGAUGUCACUGAGAUGGGGAAAUAAUGAAAAUGCCUCUCUUGGAUCCCUUUUAAAAUAAAUGGACCUAGAUUGA
Molecule: messenger RNA, 4396 nt
Organism: Linum trigynum
Lineage: Eukaryota; Viridiplantae; Streptophyta; Magnoliopsida; Malpighiales; Linaceae
Source: the annotation of a GenBank genome assembly